GCGGGGCUCCCGCCCGCUGGACUCCCGGCGCUGCCCUUCCAGCCGCCUCGCCGCCCGGCCCGUCAGAGGGCCCGCGUGGUCCGCCUCCCGGAGCCGCGGGAAGCAGAGGGCCCCCGUGAGUCCAGGAGCGUCCAUCACCUUGGAGUGGAACAUGGGACUAGGAGAGCCCCUCCCCUCCCUGGCCAGUGCCCGCACGCCCUCACCCAGCAGGAGCCACCUCCAGCAGGAGCGCACAGCCUCCCGGAUGUCACCCCCGUGCAAAGUCUGAGCUUCUGGGCACACACGCACGAGAGGGAAAUGGGAAAAGUGGGCCUCACGUUCUGUGACAGGCUUGAUUUGAAAGAGCAUAUGCCAUGGUCCCAGAUGGAUUUGCGGGCGUGGGAAGCAUGUGGAAGGACGGAGCUCAAGCUGACAGAGGAGGCUGGCUGCUGAGCCAGGGCGUGUCUCCAGGAGGCCUGCCAGGCUGCAGGGUCCCACCUCGCCGCCAUGGGCCGCCCAGGCUGACCAGCCGGAUCCUGCUGGAGGCUCCUGAUGUCACUGGGGGAGACGAUGUCCAGGCCCCCCGAAUGCCUGCUGCGGCUGCUCCCAGGCGCCCCAAGGCAGCGGGUCUGCACCCUGUUCAUCAUCAGCUUCAAGUUCACGUUUUUCAUCUCCGUCAUGAUCUACUGGCACAUUGCGGGAGAGCCCCGGGGCCAAGGACCAUUCUUUAGCCUGCCCUCCAGCAUCCCCUGCCCCCACCUGGUCCCCCCGCCGCCGCCCCCUGGCACCCCACGUCCAGGCAGCAUCUUCUUCCUGGAGACGUCUGACCGGACCAGCCCCAACUUCCUGUUCAUGUGCUCGGUGGAGUCGGCCGCCAGGGCCCACCCCGAGGCCCGGGUGGCCGUGCUGAUGAAGGGGCUGCCCGGCGGGAACGCCUCCCUGCCCCGGCACCUGGGCCUCUCGCUCCUGAGCUGCUUCCCCAACGUCCAGAUGCUGCCGCUGGACCUGGAGGAGCUGUUCCGGGACACGCCCCUGGCGGCCUGGUACGCGGCCGCGCGGCGCCGCUGGGAGCCCUACUUGCUGCCCGUGCUCUCGGACGCCUCCAGGAUCGCGCUCCUGUGGAAGUUCGGGGGCAUCUACCUGGACACGGACUUCAUCGUCCUCAAGAACCUGCGGAACCUGACCAACGCGCUGGGCACCCAGUCCCGCUACGUCCUCAACGGCGCCUUCCUGGCCUUCGAGCGCCACCACGAGUUCAUGGCGCUGUGCAUGCGCGACUUUGUGGCCCACUACAACGGCUGGAUCUGGGGCCACCAGGGCCCGCAGCUGCUCACGCGGGUCUUCAAAAAGUGGUGCUCCAUCCGCAGCCUGCGCCAGAGCCACAGCUGCCGCGGCGUCACUGCCCUGCCCUCCGAGGCCUUCUACCCCAUCCCCUGGCAGGACUGGAAGAAGUACUUUGAGGACAUCAGCCCCGAGGCGCUGCCCCGGCUCCUCAAUGCCACCUACGCCGUCCACGUGUGGAACAAGAAGAGCCAGGGCACACGCCUCGAGGUCACGUCCCAGGCCCUGCUGGCCCAGCUCCAGGCCCGCUACUGCCCGGCCACGCACGAGGUCAUGAAGAUGUACUCGUGAGGGGCCUGCUGGGCCGCCCCCCCGCCCCCACCCCCACCCCAGGCAUCCUGAUGGAGAAGGGCUCUCAGCCACCCUUCCUGGGGAGACGGCGAGCAGGGAGGGCUCGGGAGGGGGAGACCUGAGCCGUCAUGGCCCGGCUCUGGGGCCGGCUGUGCUGAGGGCAGGGAGCUGUCAGCCCGGCAGGUGUAACUGGAGGACAGGCCGCAGCCCCUCUGCUCCCUCCCAGGUAGUGUGAGGCUGAUGGGAACACCCCUGAGGCCCGUGCACUGUCACAGGGUAGAGGUGACAAGUGCUGGGGGAGGGUGCCCAGCCAGAAUCAGCUGGAGAAGCCAGGUGAGCGCCCUGGGUCUUGGAGACCACGGGCAAGCCCAGCGAAUGGGAUGGCACCUUCCAGGGCAGCACGGGAAGCAGGCAGGAUGGGGCCGGAGUGCCCGGGGACGGGGGGGAGCACAGCGAGGCCCAAGGAAGAGGAGGCAGCGUGGGGAGGGGUGGGGCGCUGCGGGAGUUUGGGUUUCUUUUUCAGAGGGACCUGGGGAGCUCUUCCGGAGCUCUUCUUUCCAGGGAUGGUACAGGAGUGUCAUGGGCACGGGGGCUGGAGUUCUCUCGGCUCAGGAAAAGCAUUUUAAAGAAAACAGCCCUCCCCUGCCCCUGAUAAACACAGGAGAUAAUAAAUACAAUAAUAAAAGACUCACUGACAUGUAGUGGGUUUUGGUUGAUGAAAUGCAGCCAUCGCACAGCCCUCGCUAGCCUCCCUUUGCAGCCCGGCAUGAGGCUGGGGCUGGCAGUGACUUGCCUGAGGGCACACAGCCUGCCCAGGUCAGAGGGCCCAGGGACCCGACCGCUGGGCAGGCUCACAGGCCCAGUGCCGGAGAGUGACUGAGAUGGGGAAUGGGGGAGCCCGCUUUCCUAUGUCACUUUUCAAGGCUCACACACGGCCUGGCCCACCACCCCCUCAUGAGCCCAAAUCUGUUUGAACCUGAACUGAGCCAAAUGAGGAGCUCACCGAGCUUAGAGGAGCCCCAGGGAGGGGAGGUGCGAGGGUCCCUCCUGCCUCACCCUGGCCCUCUGGCUAAGAGCCUAGGAGAGACGGAAGUGCCAUGCUGGCAGCCACAGGGCUGGGCCAGGGGCAGAUCUGCUGCAGUCCCCAGCUGGCUUAUGUUAAGGAAAGGAGCUGUUGUGAGAGGGGGGCAUUCCGAGGGGCUGCAGAAGCCCUCCCCGGAAGACACAGGAUUGGGAUGCUGUCAAGACCUCUGGGGCUCAGUAGGGCUGCUCUUUGCAACACAGUGGGGGGUGGUGUUUACAGGCCUCCAGAUUCUGCCAGGAGGUCUUGGACAGCUUGGAGGUGAGAUCCCUGGUUCUAGGAGUAUUCAAGAGCAGGUGAUAUUUUUGUUGAAAACAAUGAACGUUGUGUCAGUUAA
Messenger RNA from Sus scrofa (pig), 3029 nucleotides. It is a transcript of the gene A4GALT, whose product is annotated as alpha 1,4-galactosyltransferase. Gene Ontology annotation, molecular function: galactosyltransferase activity. The record is from RefSeq and is a predicted model, not a curated record. Gene Ontology annotation, biological process: glycosphingolipid biosynthetic process. Lineage: Eukaryota; Metazoa; Chordata; Mammalia; Artiodactyla; Suidae.